UUUGAAUCAAAAGAACUUGCAGCAUUUCAUAAAGGAAUUAAUCAUUAAUCACAUACAAUCAUCACAUUUUGAUUCCUCUGACAUAAUAAUGCAGAUAUAGUUUUGUUUAAUUCUGUGAUUCAUCUUUACACGUUUGGUUUCUUCUCUUCAUUUGAAUUCGUACAUACAUUAUCUAAGUUUCAAGGUGGUUGAUUAUGAUUAAUGAAGUUGAAUUUUGAAGUUAACUUGGGAAAAGUGGGGAGAAAAUUACAGGGGAGAGGGGUAAGUAAAAAGCAGUGAAUGAGGUGGAAGAAAUGACACACAUGGAAAGACAGCCUAAAAGUGGGAGAAACCAAAAUAGAAGAAUUUUGGCAUACCAAAACAAAACAUGACAAGUUAGUAUAAAAGAAGGGCAUUUGGUCAGGUCUCAUCUUUCUAAAGCCUAAAUCAGCCUUCAAUAUCUUCUCUCUCCAUAUCCUUAAACUCACUCUCAACUCAACAUCAACUCCAGGCAUUGGAUGGUCCAUUUCUCUGCUUCAUUUCAACUACUUUGAGAAGGAAGAAGAAGAGGAAGCGCAGCUUUAAGAGAGCAUCUGCAAUUGAGAGUUUACUGAACUAAAGAAAGAAAAAGGAAAAGAAAUAUAUUACCCCAUUUUUUUUCCUUCUUUUCCUUCGCUCAAGGCCAACUAUAGUUUGAACUUGGUGGGGGUGGAUUUCGGGUAAGUGAUGCGAUCGGGGGGUUGUGCAGCGAACCAGACCUUCACACCGGAGGCUGCUUCAGUGCUGAAGCAAUCUCUGAGCUUGGCAAGGAGGAGAGGCCAUGCUCAGCUCACUCCUCUCCAUGUGGCUGUUACUUUGUUCAGCUCAAGGAGUAGUACCCUCUUAAGGCAAGCAUGUCUCAAAUCUCAGCCACAUCAAACUUCACAUCCUCUCCAUUGUAGGGCUCUUGAGCUUUGCUUCAACGUGGCUCUCAAUAGACUCCCAACUACACCUGGUCCUCUUUUCCAUGGCCAACCUUCUCUCUCCAAUGCACUCAUUGCAGCACUCAAAAGAGCCCAGGCAAACCAGAGAAGGGGAUGCCUAGAGCAGCAGCAGCAGCAACAUCAGCCAGUUUUAGCCAUUAAGGUAGAAUUGGAGCAGCUUAUAAUUUCCAUCUUGGAUGACCCGAGUGUCAGUAGGGUUAUGAGAGAGGCUGGGUUUUCCAGUACUCUCGUUAAGAAUAACUUGGAGGAUUCCUCUGUUUCCUCUGUUUUUCACUGUUAUAGUAGCUCCGGUGGCAUCUUCUCUUCUCCUUCUUCACCUUCUCGCACUGAUCAUCACUCUGAUCAAAGAGAUGACAUGAUUUUCAAUCCGGGGGACUUUUGGCAGACCCAUUUAUUGACUCACUCUUCUGAGCAGAAUCCACUUCCUUUUUCCCCACAAAAGAGAGUAUCCAGCGCUAACGUUAUUGCUGAAUCUGCUUCUUCUUUAAAGCUAGAUAUCAAGUUGGUGUUUGAGGCACUGCUUGGGAGGAAGAGAAAGAACACCGUGAUAAUUGGUGAUUCUCUAACAAUAAUUGAAGGUGUGAUUUCGGAGCUCAUGGGGAGAGUAGCAAGAGGAGAGGUUCCAAAUGAACUAAAAUCAACCAAAUUUAUUGAAUUUUUGCUAUCCCCUGACUCCUUAAGCUCCAUGAAAAGAGAAGAUGUCGAAACGAAGGUGGCAGAGCUGAGAAGGAACAUCGAUUCCCUAACAUCAAGAGGGUGGGGAGCCAUAAUAUAUAUUGGAGACUUGAAAUGGAUGGUUGAAACAGACGUUAGAGAGAGAGAGGAAAGUAGUUUUUCUAACAAAGAUGCUUCAGGGUUUAACCAAAUUGAUCACGUAAUUGAAGAAAUUGCGCGGUUAAUAUCCUUCCACAGCAUUUCUUGCCCAAAGUUGUGGCUAGUAGGAACAGCAAGUUAUCAGACUUACAUGAGAUGUCAAAUGAGACAGCCAACUCUUGAGACUCGAUGGGAUCUUCAAGCUGUUCCUGUUCCCUCGGAUGGAGCACUUGGCUUAAGCCUCCACACUUUCAGUCUUCAUGGCUCGAGGAUGCCUUUCUCCCAUAACCCAUCACAAGUGUGGGAAACAAAGCCAUUCAAUAUUGCUAAAGAGGGCCAAGACAAGCUCAGUUGCUGCACAGACUGCCCUUCCAGUCAUGAUAAUGAAGCUCAGCAAUUAAAGUCAAGCCAGCAGAAAGAGCUGCCUCCCUGGCUGCAGCCCUUCAGCACCCAAAUAUCCCAUAUUAAGAGUCAGGAGAAAUCCACAUUGCACAACGAUGAGAGCUCCGGUGGAAGUAACUUCCUCAGAACUUGGCCACAUCCAUUUUCAACCAGGAACAACAUCUUCCAAGAUUCAAAUACAAUCUGCUUCACUGAACCAGCAGUGAAAGCAUCCCGAAGUACAAAUCAGAUGCUUCGGUUUAGGCGGCAACAAUCCUGCAUCACUGAGUUCAAUUUCGACAGUGAGAAGUACAAAUAUCAUGAUGCAACACCAAGCUUGGACUCUCUCAAGAAUAUGGAAGAAGAUAACAGGGAAGUAAACAUUUCUCUCUCGCUAGGUGAUUCCCUGUUCAAAGAUCCGAAGAAUAAUGAAGGAAUGACACAGAGAGAUCAUGUGUGUAAGACAUUGCAAGGGAACGUGCCUUGGCAGUCAGAAAUCAUUCCUUCGAUGGCUGAAGCACUGAUUAGUUUCAAAUCAACCAAUCAAGAAUUCUCUUGGAUACUGAUAGAAGGCGAUGACCAGAUUGGCAAAAGAAGGCUGGCUCGAGCGAUUGCGGAAUCAAUCUUUGGGUCUGCUGAGCUACUCUGCAAGCUAAAUGUAAGAGGUGAUAAUGAAGCAACCCCACCUUCUCAAUUCCUCGAAAACGCAAUGAAAAAGAAAGAAAAACUGGUAGUCUUAAUUGAAGACAUCGAUAAGGCAGAUAUCCAAUUCAUGAAGUUCCUAGCAGACGGAUUUCAGGGUGGAAAAUUCGGAGAAAUAGAUGAAAAGGGUGGAAACAGUCGCCAAGUCGUAUUCGUCUUGACCAGAGGAGAGGGGAAGGAUAAGGAUACUGAAUCCGUAAUCCCAAUGACACUGAACAUUGCCAUCAACUCUGGUUUCGGAGCGCUCAGUUUGGACCAGAAGCGAAGAGCCGAAUGGGAAUCCCCAAGCAACACAAAGCAUCAAAGAACAAUCAAAGAAGAGAAAGAAGACGCAAACCCUGACGCCGUCGAAACUGCGAGAAUCAACGGGAGCCUAUCGAGGCAAUCAAGCAUGAACAAACUCGACCUCAACCUCAAAGCCGAGGAAGACGAAGAACCAGAAGACAAAACAGACGAGUGCAUACCUCAUCCCGCCGGUCGAGAAUCGGCGACAGACCUCCAAAUCGAAAGGCGAUUUCUCCAGGAGAUUCCGAACCGCUUCGUUUUCAACCAAACCCCAUCAUCAAGGAGAGAGCUGAGAGAAGCAUUCAAGUCAAAAAUCAAUCGGCCAUUUGAGGAGGUAUUCGGGAGGCAGAAACUGGCGAAUUUCAGCGUGGAAGAGAGGUUGUUGGAUGCGAUUUCAUCAGGGUCGGGCUCCUUCACGAACAGCGUAUUCGAUAAAUGGGUGACGGAGAUCUUCGAAACGACCUUGCGCGGCGUCGGAUUUGGCGGGCAAGAAGGCGCCGACGUGAGGCUUUGCUUGGGCGGGAAGGAAGAUGGCGCCAUGGAAAAUGGGUUCGUCGGAACUUCUCUGCCCCAAUCCAUAAGGCUUUCGUUUAUGGACUGAUCGAAUUAGGGCUUCUUCUGCAAUCGAUCCAUUAAGAACAGAAGGAAAAGUCCGAGAUGCCCUCUCUGUAACUCUUUUUUUUUUUCUUGUCUUUAAUUUUCUCAAUGGAUAAUCCUUGAAGGAAAAGGGGGAAAAAAAAUCCUUC
Momordica charantia (bitter melon) is the source of this 3889-nucleotide messenger RNA. RefSeq names its product protein SMAX1-LIKE 4. Lineage: Eukaryota; Viridiplantae; Streptophyta; Magnoliopsida; Cucurbitales; Cucurbitaceae. The record is from RefSeq and is a predicted model, not a curated record.